AUGAUUAGUGAAGAGUUUGAUGAGCAAUUUGCAAGGAUUAAAGACUAUAAAGAGCAAAUCCUAGAAUCAAACCCGGAGUCUAUGGUUGAUCUUGUAACAACCAUUAGAGAUGAUGGUGUGGAGAUCUUCGACAAGUUCUAUGUGUGUUUUAAAGCUCUGAAGACAAUAUGGCGAGCUUAUUGUCGAACCAUUUUUAGGAUUGAUGGAUGCUUUAUGAAAUCUACCUCAAAAGGACAACUCCUUGCAGCUGUGGGCAGAGACGCAAACAAUCAAAUAUACCCUGUUGCGUGGGAAAUUGUUCAAGUUGAGGAUGCUGACAAUUGGAAGUGGUUCAUUCAAAGGGUAAAGUCUGAUUUAGACCUCAAAAAUGGUGAAGGGUUCACUCUUAUCUCUGACAAACAGAAGGGACUUAUAAAGGCUGUGGAAGAAGAAUUUCCUCACAUAAAACACCGGACGUGCACUAGACACAUAUACGGGAACAUUAAGAAGCUACACCCCAACAAGCCUAAGUUUAAACAUUUGUUUUGGGCAGUGGCAAAUAGCUUCAACGAGGGUGAUUAUAAAGCGGCACUUAAGGAGCUUAAAGCCUUUGAUUCUCAGAUCUAUGAUGACUUGAUGGUGAGAGAUCCUACAAGUUGUACUCAUGCAUUCUUCAGCACCACUUCUAGUUGCGAAGAUGGCCUCAACAAUUUCUCAGAAUCUUACAAUAGCGGUUUGAAGAAAUCACGUUCUCUGCCUUUAGUGGGAAUGCUUGAGACCAUGAGAAGACAAGCUAUGGUUAGAAUCAAGGUGAGGAAGAAGAAAUUGGUGAAGUAUGAGGCUAAAUACAGUUUAAAGGUCGCUAAAACCAUCGCUGAAGAGACAAAAAAUCGCAAAUGGUGUAAGAAAAGGACCCUUGGUCCUAAUGGUGUUUCAGAAGUCGAAGAAAAUAGCACUUCUCACACUGUCAAUAUGGACAGGAGAACAUGUACCUGCAGAAGAUGGGACCUCACCGGGAUUCCGUGUCGUCAUGCUUUGAAGGUGAUUCAAGACAAGAAACUUAAUGCUGAGAAUUUUGUGGCGGAUUGUUACUUGACGACUUUGUGGAAGCAGCAAUAUAGUGAUUCAGUCACUCCAGUCGAAGGAAUGAAGUUUUGGAAGGAAGCUUAUGGUUCUCAGAUUCAACCGCCAGCAAGACCUGAUGAGAAAGGUCGGAAGAGUAGAAUCCAGAGAAGAGGAAGAAAUCGAUUUAUGAGUCUCCUACUAAAGGGAAGAAAGUUUGUAAACAUUUGA
Molecule: messenger RNA, 1272 nt
Organism: Brassica napus (rape)
Lineage: Eukaryota; Viridiplantae; Streptophyta; Magnoliopsida; Brassicales; Brassicaceae
Exons: 3
Coding region: 1-1272 (423 amino acids)
Molecular function (GO): zinc ion binding
Source: RefSeq, a predicted model, not a curated record